Periophthalmus magnuspinnatus is the source of this 3706-nucleotide messenger RNA. RefSeq names its product DEAH (Asp-Glu-Ala-His) box polypeptide 37 (gene dhx37). Gene Ontology annotation, molecular function: RNA binding; ATP hydrolysis activity; ATP binding. The transcript has 26 exons. Gene Ontology annotation, cellular component: nucleolus; intracellular anatomical structure. NCBI's taxonomy places the organism in Eukaryota, Metazoa, Chordata, Actinopteri, Gobiiformes, Gobiidae. The coding region runs from base 261 to 3704 and encodes 1147 amino acids. The record is from RefSeq and is a predicted model, not a curated record. Gene Ontology annotation, biological process: maturation of SSU-rRNA from tricistronic rRNA transcript (SSU-rRNA, 5.8S rRNA, LSU-rRNA).
GCACGCAAACAUUGUUCCCCUAUCGGACACUUUUGUCAGACGGACCGAGAGUGUUUACUGCACACGGCCGCACGUGAGAUUCAACUUUUGGGAUCAAUUGGAAAAUUAUAUUGUUUUAUGCUUGUGUUUAAAGGUCUGGGUGUUUUAGUUAACCGCAUUUGCUUCCAAAAUUAAGAAAACGUGGUAUUGGCAAACCGAUUUAGACCAAGUGUCAUAUUACCUGCAUUCUUCAUUUGGGAGGUUGCUGCUGUUUGUUUACAAUGGGGAAACUGCGGAAAAAACACAACUGGAAAGGUAGACAGCAGAAUGAAGCUAAGCAAACCGCGGAUGAUAAGAAGACUGACGUCGUGGUCGAAUUGCAAGAUGGAGCUAGACUUAAAGGAGUUGAUGAAAGCAACGCUCUGGUCCUUCCAUCCAAUAAAGACAAGAAGAAAAAGGGCACUUUGACACCGGUCUCUUCAAAAAAGCCUUUAACUAAGAAACAGAGGAAAGAACUACAAAAAGUGCUUGAGCGCAAAGAAAAGAAAGCUCAGAGGGCGGAUAUACUGUCUAAACUGGCUGAAGUGCAACUCCCGGAGUCUGAAAUCAAGCUUCUAUACACAACCUCCAAACUUGGAACAGGGGGAAAGCUGUACACCUCUAAAGAGACGCCUGAAGAAUCAAAAGAUGAAGAUACUGCAGUUAAAAUCAGCAGUCUUAGCGGGGCCAACAGGAAGCGUAAAUGGCAAGACAAGGAAGAAGAUGAUGGAGAAGAGAAAAAAGAAAAAUCAGAAACUUCAGAUGAAGACUCGUCUAAUGAUGAAGACGAUGAUGAUGAAGCUGAGACCACAGAGGUGGUUGCACUAAAAGAAACUGCACUGGACACAGAGAUCAACCAAACUGCUCAAAAAGAGAAGUCCAUUGAGCAGAAAACGUCUGACCAAACUCCUACUGUCAUUAAGAAAGAUUCUGAACCUGCCAUUUUCAUCCCUGUCGAAAGAACUCCAGAGAUACAGGAGGCCCGUUUGAAGCUGCCUGUGAUGGCAGAGGAGCAGGUCAUCAUGGAGGCCAUAAAGGAAAACCCAUGUGUCGUCAUCUGUGGAGAAACCGGAAGUGGAAAGACGACUCAAGUGCCUCAGUUUUUGUACGAAGCAGGAUAUGCCAGCAAAGGGUCAAUUAUUGGUAUUACUGAACCAAGAAGAGUAGCAGCCGUUAGCAUGUCCCACCGUGUGGCCAAAGAGAUGAAUUUAUCCACAAGGGUGGUGUCUUACCAGAUUCGAUAUGAGGGAAAUGUGACCAAUGACACAAAAAUCAAGUUCAUGACAGAUGGUGUUUUGCUCAAAGAAAUUCAAAAGGAUUUCCUGCUCCAGAAGUACAGCGUUAUAAUUAUUGAUGAGGCACAUGAAAGGAGUGUUUACACAGACAUUCUCAUCGGCUUGUUGUCUCGCAUUGUGCCUCUUCGAAAUAGGAAAAGCAUGCCCAUGAAGCUGUUGGUCAUGUCGGCUACUCUUCGGGUGGAGGACUUCACAGAUAAUCAGAAGUUGUUCCGCACUCCUCCUCCAGUGAUUAAAGUGGACUCUCGUCAGUUUCCAGUCACCAUUCAUUUCAACAAACGUACUCCUUUAGAGGACUACACCAGUGAGGCCUUUCACAAGAUCUGCAAGAUUCACCGCAUGUUGCCACCAGGUGGCAUCUUGGUGUUUUUGACUGGUCAGGCUGAAGUGCACAGUUUGUGUAGAAGAUUAAGAAGAGCCUUCCCAUUCAGAAAAAGCAUCUUGGCUGGUGGUGAGGAGGAAGACCCUGACAGUUCAGAGGCAACGAAAAAGUUUAAAAAGUGUAAAAAGAAGAAAACGGCUUCAUUGCCUCACAUUGACCUGGAUAACUAUUCAGCACUGCCCCUUGAUGAAGGGGAUGAAGACAGAGAGGCUGGGAUUGGAGAUGAGGAUGAUGAUGAUGGCUCUGACUUAGAUCUUGGGGAUGAUGCAACCAGUGCUGAUGAGAAAGCUGAUCCAUCCAUUCCUCUCUAUGUCCUCCCAUUAUACUCUUUAUUGGCUCCAGAACAGCAGGCAAAGGUGUUUAGAGCUCCCCCACCUGACACCCGCGUGUGUGUAGUAGCCACCAAUGUGGCUGAGACGUCACUGACCAUCCCUGGGAUUAAAUAUGUGGUCGACUGUGGACGUGUUAAGAAGAGGUUUUAUGACCGUGUGACUGGAGUCUCGUCCUUCAAAGUCACCUGGACAUCUCAGGCAUCGGCCAAUCAGAGGGCUGGUAGAGCAGGGCGAACAGAGCCAGGGCAUUGCUACAGAUUGUACUCUUCUGCCGUGUUUGGAGAUUUUAGCCUUUUCUCAGAAGCAGAGAUUACUCGCAGACCUGUAGAAGACCUGGUUUUGCAAAUGAAGGAUCUUAACAUAGAUAAAGUAGUAAAUUUCCCUUUUCCCACUCCGCCCUCCACUGAAGCUUUGAUGGCAGCUGAACAAUUAUUGAUAUCGCUGGGCGCGUUACAAGAGCCUCCACGCACUGGAAGGGUUAAGGAGAUGGAGCGGGCACGCCUGAGUUGCCCUAUUACUCCUCUGGGCAGGGCAAUGGCUUCUUUUCCAGUGGCUCCACGUUACGCUAAAAUGUUGGCUCUUGGUAAACAGCAGGAUUGUCUUCCAUACGUCAUCGCUGUGGUUGCAGCCAUGACAGUCCGAGAGAUAUUUGAGGAUCUUGACAGACCUGCCAGUAGUGAAGCUGAAAGCGGAAAACUAACUCAACGCCGGGCUCGACUCACUCAAAUGAGAAGACUUUGGGCUGGACAAGGAGGUGCUCUUCUGUUGGGAGAUCUUAUGGUCAUGUUAGGAGCUGUGGGCGCAUGUGAGUUUGCUGGUUUCACUCCUAAAUUUUGUGAGGAAAAUAGCUUGAGGUACAAAGCUAUGGUGGAGAUACGACGUCUCCGAGGGCAACUCACCAAUGCAGUUAAUGCAGUGUGUCCAGAAGUAGGAGUAUUUGUAGAUCCAAAGAUGGCUCCACCCACAGAACACCAGGUUGUCUGCUUGCGGCAGAUUGUUCUAGCAGGACUUGGAGACCAUCUUGCGAGACGUGUGCAGGCAGAAGACAUCCUGGACCCAAAGUGGAAGAAUGGAUACAAGACUCCACUAUUGGAUGAUCCAGUAUUCAUUCACCCAACAUCUGCACUGUUUAAAACCCUGCCAGACUUUAUUGUUUACCAAGAGAUCAUGGAGACGAGCAAAAUGUACAUGAAAGGUGUGUCGGCAGUAGAAGCACAGUGGGUUCCUCAGUUUCUGCCACAGUACUGUCAUUUCAGUUCUCCUUUGGACUCCCCAGCACCAUGGUUCUGUCCAUCCACAGGCACAAUCCGAUGUCAGCGAUCGAGCACCUUCUUCAGAAUAGGUUGGCAGCUUCCAGCAGUGGAGAUGGAAUAUCCCGAAGGCUUGGAUAAAUACAAAAUGUUUGCAAAGUUUCUUCUUGAAGGGCAGGUUUGUCCAAAACUUAAGAAGCAUUGCGCCCAUUUACUGUCAAACCCAUCCAUAAUGUUAAAAACUUGGGCAAAGCUGCAGCCCAGGACAGAGGUCUUACUGAGUGCUCUGGUUUCAAAGAGGGUUGACUGCAGGGACCAACUCAUGACUGUUUGGAAGUCUGAUGAAAAAUACUUAUUAUGUGCAUACUGCCAGUGGUUGCCAGAAUCCAUUCACCAAGACAUUGCGAAAUAUUGGCCUCCUAUUUAAGU